This is a messenger RNA of Blastocystis hominis, 726 nucleotides long. RefSeq lists its product as hypothetical. Lineage: Eukaryota; Bigyra; Opalinata; Blastocystidae. Gene Ontology annotation, cellular component: glucosidase II complex. Gene Ontology annotation, biological process: N-glycan processing. The transcript is spliced from 2 exons. Bases 1 to 726 code for a protein of 241 amino acids. The record is from RefSeq and is a predicted model, not a curated record.
AUGAAUUUGAAGCUGAUAUCUGAGGAUGAGUCAAUCCUUCGUCUUUACCAAAAGUUUGGCUUGGAUCAGUUGGAGGGAAAUCAGCUUCGAUUUUUGAUUUUGCAGAUUCUCGAAGUCGCCAGCGGUCCUGGCUUACACACGGUUGAUAAGGUGCGGGAAUGGGUUCCAAAGUUGAAUCCAAACAGUGCGGUGGACACGACAACAUCGGCGAUAGAGAUUAAGAAUGUGCUGAGCGAGAAAUUGAAGGAUGAUGCGCUCAGUGAAAAGAAAACGCAGCUGCUGUCUCUGGAGGAACAAAAGAAGCAAGCGGAGAACUCCAUUCAGAAUCUGGGUUCGGAUCUGUACUACGGCCCUCGCAAUGAAUUUUACAAGAUGAAGGGACAGUGUUACAAGAAGACGAUUAAUAAAUAUGUGUACGAGGUUUGCCCGUAUGGAAAUGCAAAGCAGGACUCGACUUCUUUAGGACGGACUUUCCAGAUUGUGAACAAAGAUAACGAGGAAAUCAAAACGCUGGGCUGGGAUGUUCAUGUGAACGAGCAGAACCAGAUGAGCAACGGAGACGUGUAUUUCUAUUGGAAAGGAGGUUCCCAAUGCUGGAACGGGCCUCAGAGAAGUUUGAAACUGAAAUUGGUGUGUCAUGCCUCGGUGGAGGUGCUUCAGUUAAUCGAGCCGUCCAUGUGUGUUUACGUUGGAGAACUUGGCACUCCAGCUGUCUGUCCUCUAUAA